Paecilomyces variotii is the source of this 921-nucleotide messenger RNA. RefSeq names its product putative mitochondrial phosphate transporter Pic2. Gene Ontology annotation, molecular function: phosphate transmembrane transporter activity. Gene Ontology annotation, cellular component: mitochondrial inner membrane. NCBI's taxonomy places the organism in Eukaryota, Fungi, Ascomycota, Eurotiomycetes, Eurotiales, Thermoascaceae. The coding region runs from base 1 to 921 and encodes 306 amino acids. Gene Ontology annotation, biological process: mitochondrial phosphate ion transmembrane transport. The transcript has 4 exons. The record is from RefSeq and is a predicted model, not a curated record.
AUGGCUACAGCAUUGGACCGCAAGCCUCCCCUCGGGAAGAUCGAGCCGUACUCGAGCAAGUAUUUCCUCAGCUGUGCGUUGGGAGGAAUUAUUGGCCCGACUCAUACCGCCGUCACGCCUCUUGAUCUGGUCAAAUGCCGUCGUCAAGUCGACCCUAACAUCUACAAGUCCAAUUUGAGCGCAUGGCGCAAGAUCUUCGCGGGAGAUGGCCUCCGAGGCGUUUUCUUUGGAUGGAGCCCAACUUUCGUCGGCUACUCCUUCCAGGGUGCUGGCAAGUAUGGCUUCUACGAGGUUUUCAAGUACUGGUACGGCGACAAGCUGUUCCCCAACUCGAACCGCACUCUGGUCUACCUGGGCGCCAGUGCCUCGGCCGAGUUUCUGGCGGAUUUGGCGCUUUGUCCCUGGGAGGCGAUCAAGGUCCGUAUGCAGACGACACUGCCACCGUAUGCGCAUAGUCUGCGCGAGGGAUGGAGCAAGAUCGUGGCCAAGGAGGGCGUCUCCGGUCUGUACAAGGGGCUGUACCCGCUCUGGGGUCGCCAGAUCCCCUACACGAUGACCAAGUUCGCCAGUUUCGAAGAGACCGUCAAGCAGAUCUACAAGUUUCUGGGUAAGCCGAAGGAGAGCUACAGCACGGUGCAGCAGACCGGUGUCAGCUUCCUGGGCGGUUACAUUGCUGGUAUCCUGUGCGCCAUUGUCAGUCAUCCUGCCGAUGUGAUGGUCAGCAAGCUGAACGCGGACCGCCAACCUGGCGAAUCCGCCGGUACCGCCGUGUCGAGGAUCUACAGCAAGAUCGGCUUUGCUGGGCUGUGGAACGGUCUGCCCGUCCGUAUUGUUAUGCUGGGAACUCUGACCGGCUUCCAGUGGUUGAUUUAUGACUCCUUCAAGGUGUUCCUGGGGCUUCCUACUACCGGAGGUCACUAG